AUGCCCUUAAUGAUGGAGGACGGCAUCAAUGUCGACGAUCUGUUUGGUGAAAAUGCCUCGCUGGACCUGGGCUUGCCCCCGGGCAACUCCACGGUCUCGGCAAAAGGCCUGGCCCAGCGUUUGGACGAGACGAGACUACUUGGUUGUUGCCAGAAGAUUGCUUGGUCAAGGUUUGGGUGCAUUGCUUACAUAUCGCAAAACUCUACAAGAGUAAAUGUCCGCCAUUUGCACUGUCAACCGUCUGAUGGAAGAUGGGUGUUGAGUGAGGAAACUCCAUUGAACCAAAUCACGGAAGCUCAUGGUGGACAUACCCUUGUUCAUCUGUGUUGGAAUGAAGCCGGGUCUGAGUUAGCGGUCGCCGACUCGUCUGGCCGAGUUUCCAUCUGCUCAAUUCCCAUUGCCUUGAACAGCGUAAAUGGAGCUCGUCCGGCAAUAUUAGAUACUGAGGACGAUGGAGGUCAGAUUGUUGGCAUGAUGUGGCUGAAUCAACAGCGUUCUGUACAUUCGUUCUAUCAAGCCGCCAAGGUGCAGGGCCGCUGGGCAUACUCGCCCUUUCGACGACGCCCAAUAGGCCCUUUUCAUGCUGCUGGCAAAGCAGCGCUGCUUUGCAUCACAAGAUCCGGAGUCAUGAAGCUUCUGUACCAGAACCCGGACAACCGAUGGGCCGAGAUCACAGCAGAGCUAAAAAACACAAGCUAUUCAGAUAGACUUCUGACUCAUGCAGCCAUAGUUGCAACGCAAGCCGGCAUUCUCAUCGCCACGCAUUCCGCAUGCCAGAAAAUCUCACUCUACCGGGUGCAAAUCCAGUGGAAUCCUCCACAGUGGGAUCAAGCACAACAGAAGCAAAAUCCGCCGCAAUUUCCAGUUCCUAGCUUCCGCUUUCUUCACGCCAAGGUUGAGGUACCUUAUAAUAUACCAAGCCACCGCGGAGUGGGCGGGAACCCCGAUGAACAAUUCCCUGUUACUAAUUCUCUUUACUGCCUUACAUCCUUACAAAUAAUUCUUCCCGCAUCCGACAACUCUGCAGGAUCCACUCCGAACCCUUGGGUUGUCGCUGUCUUUUCUAUUCCCCCACUCGCCGUUCUGCACCAUCAACAGCCACAGGUACCGUCAAGUGUCAUUGUUCGCUGGCAGCUAGAAUCUGGCGUGCCUACAUUACACCCAAAAUUCGACGAAGUGAACUCGAAAAAGAGCAAUGUACAGAUAAAGCCGAAAACAGUCUUGCGUCGCCUUGACGAUAUUACCUCAGACCGUCAUGUUAUUUCGGUAGAUCAGACUGAGUACGGCAAUGUCCUUGCUAUAUCAUAUGAUGAUAGCUCCAUCGCCUUCUACGACCCCAAGACCAUGGCUGUAUUCAGCGGUGUGGACGACGCAAACACAGUGACCAGUCUUGCUCAAGCAGGGUUUCACUACCCGCUCGAUUCGCCAGCACUACAUAUCAGCUUCUCACCUAGCGCCUGUGUUGCUGUUGGACUCGAUAGCGAUGGGCAGACUCAUCUUCGAGUGAUGCAGCACUCUUACGGAGAAGAAAGCGGGUUCUAUGAUGAAAACAAAUUUUCAGCCGCUAUUGCUGCACUGACACUCGGAUUCUGCCGUGGAUGUGGCGGGGAAGUAAAUACAGACGAUAUACUAUUGAUCCUGGUCCGCCAACUAUCGCCGGAUUAUCAAUCAGCUUUUAUAAACGAAGUGUACAGGGCUUUGACCAUCAACUGCAAUUUCACAACAGAACAGGAUAAAUUGAUGAACCACCCAUAUAUCCCGCGUGCCCUGAGUAUACAAGCGGCGCUGAGCUUUACGGGCAAGUACAAGUCCCGUGCCAUCACGUCUGCGGUUCCAUGGGCCAUUCUCCAACUCCGCCAGGCGGCUUUCAUAUAUCCAUUCUUCUUCCAAUACAACAAAGGGGUUCAGGCAGCUGAGCCACAUGAUCCUGAUGUUCUACGCAUGGUUCUUGGAAAUACCAGAUGGGCAUUGGACUUUUCUCUCUACAUCCUAAACGAACUAUUCGACCUUGCCGACGAAUUUGAAAGCGUUGCAUCCGACCAAGAAGCCUUUACCCAGAAAUUAAAAUCAACAACAUCCCUCCCCCUAAUAAUCCUUCUAAGCAGCAUGUCCCGCGCCUUCCUACGCUUCAUCUGCCGCGGCCUCCGAGGCAUUCACGCAGGCUACGCCUCCUCCGCCCCUCUAACCGGCGACGCCCACGUCCAUUACACGGAAAUCUGCCAAACGCUGGACGCCUCGCCCGUCCGCAUCGACGUAUACGAGAAAUUCCUCGCGGGAGUCGACUCCGCUGUCAAACACGCCUACACGGGCUCCGGCUUCGGAGACAACGAGCGGCCCGCCCCCGAGAAGGAACUCCUUAUGAAUUCCCGCAUUCCGCCUGUUCUCGUGAAUGCGGUCUCGACAAUUCUCCGCCAGACGGUUCCGGCUAUGCGAGGGGAAAUGGACCGGAUGGCGAUCUACCUGGGUGACUAUAGCUGGCUUGGGUUCGGGACGGAUGCGAAGACCGAGGCGUAUCGGAGAUCAAGAGAGGUCGACAUCAUCAAGAAGACGCCCGUCAUGGGGGUUCCGAACGUGGAUGGGACUAGCCAGGGGUCGAAGAACGGCACCAACAGCACCAACAACGGGAGUGGAACGCCGCAGGGCGUCUUGAGGAGACGCUGUGUGCGCUGCUGCGAGGUGUCUGAGGCGGUGUAUCCGCCGCGGUCGGUGUUGGCGUUUCGGAUGAUCUAUAAGUUGGGGCAUUUGAGGGCUUGUAUCUGUGGUGGGAUGUGGAAUCUGGAAUCUGGGGUGACUAGUUAG
Molecule: messenger RNA, 2799 nt
Organism: Aspergillus calidoustus
Lineage: Eukaryota; Fungi; Ascomycota; Eurotiomycetes; Eurotiales; Aspergillaceae
Source: the annotation of a GenBank genome assembly